This is a messenger RNA of Paramecium sonneborni, 3036 nucleotides long. The record is from the annotation of a GenBank genome assembly. NCBI's taxonomy places the organism in Eukaryota, Ciliophora, Oligohymenophorea, Peniculida, Parameciidae.
AUGAGUAAAUUAUCAAAAGAGAAAACUUUGUAUAUUAAUAUUAUUACAUUACUGAAAUUUGUCUUAAUGAUGAUUAUGUGGACUGAAACAGAUUUUGAUUUAAUUUAAGAGAAUCAAAUUGAUUAUAGAAGUUAUAGUCUAGAAGUUUACGGUCUUAUGAUCUUUUUUGUAAUUGCAAUAGAAUCUUAAAUUUUUAAAACUAUUGCCAUUUUAUUUUCUUUAUUUUAUACAAUAAUAAGGUAAUUUUGAUAAAAUAAGAUAGGUAACCUAAAUUCUAAAAUUAUAUCGAAAUUAUUGCUUCAACCAAAAUUAUUUUAAUUCAUAUUUUCCUUUAAUUAUUUUAGAUAUAUCACUAAUAUAUGAUACCAAAAACAAACACAGAAUUUUAAUCAAAAAAUUAAUCUCCAUUGUUUUCAUAAAGAGUAGUUUAAUUAAUCAGUUAAAGAGAUUAAACAGAGCCUUUAAAUAAAAAAAACAAUAUUUAAGAAGCAGUUUCAGAAGAGUUAGAUAAUUAGAAAACAAUACUUCAAAAGGAAGAUUUAUUCGAUGUAUUAGUAACAGGAUUUUAAUGCGGUAUUUAUAUACUAGAGAAUGUAAAAUAACCUGUCUAUAUUAUUAAUUCUUUUAUGUCCCAUAUUGUCUUAAUUGAUGAAAAUCUAAAUAGCGAUUUAAUUUAAUUAGAAUUAUUUGAUUUUGGGAUUAUGUAAGAAAACUAAUCUUUAACAAUUUUACCUAAUUUUCAUAGAAGCAAAGACAUUAAUCAAUUUAUUGCAUUUACAUAAACAUUUGAGUAUGAUAAUUUUUAUAUUAUUGGACAUAGAAUAUUUGUUUUUAAAAUAUAGAGUAGAACGAAAAAAAAGAAAUUUAGUUAUUUUGCAGGAAGAUGCAAAUGAAAACAUUGAUUGAACAUUUGAUUGCUUUUUCUCAUAUUAAAUUUACAAUGGUUAAAUAGAGUUUAGAUUUCUCAUUAAAAAUUUACUUAAAAAAAGGUAUUGUUUUAGUGAUAAUCUAGAUAAAUUAUUUACAUAAGUAAUUCUCAAUCCUAUUAUAAUUUCCGAUAAACCAUAAGUUGUAAUAUAUAUAUAAGAUCUUACAGAAGAACCCUUUAUUCUAUAAUUACAACAAUAUAUUAAAAAUGGUGAUGAAUUAAUUCAAACAAUAUCUUAGAAAAUUAAAGAACCUUUGAAUUGCACUUUAUCGAUGUUAGAAUUAGUUUAAGUAUGAUAUAUAAUAAUUAACCUAAAAAGAAAGAAGUAAAUAAAGAAUUGUAAACGAAAUAUAUAGACCCUGCUUUAGCUGGUUGCAAAUUAUUAAUUAGCACAGUCAGUGAUAUUUAAGAUUAUGUUACUUUACAUAAAAAUAAUAAGUUAGAAAAAAGUUUAAUGGAUAUACACACAAAGGAAUUUAUUUCGGAUUGUUUGAAUAUCAUAAAAUCUUAAGCUUUAUUUCGAGGUUUGAGUAUAUAAGUGAACAUUAAAUAAAAUGUGCCAAUAUUCAUAAGAACAGAUCCUAAUCGUUUUAGAUAAAUAAUACUAAACUUACUUGGUAGUUAUUUAAUUUAAUUUUACAGUUAAGUCAAUUUAAUUAACUAUUAAUGGAUUUAUAGAAAUCGGAUGCCAAAAGUCACCCUUACUAGCUGAUCAUAUCGAAAUUCUCAUUAAAGUUAUGGCUUAAAAUGUUAACGAAGGAAUUUUAGAAUCUAUUGAAUUAACUUUAAAACAUCUUAAAUAAUAAACUUUACUUAAUCCAUAAGUUAUUGAUUUGGUUGCAACAUCAAAAUAAUUCUGUUUUUCUAUCAUUACUGCAUUUUACAUAUCAUUAGCUAUAGGAAUUAUGCAUUUUGAAUUUAAUACUAUAAAAACAGAUGAUGGAACACAGUUUUAUUUUGUAUUACUAAUAAAAAAUGAAAAUCCAAAUUUUAAUUAGUAAUUAACAUAAAAAAGACAAUCAGCUUUAAUUGCAAAUAAAUAACAAUUUCAAUAAAUAUUUGGAUAAAAUAAUUUAUAUCGAAGACACUAAUCAUAAAGACUUACAGAAAUAAGUAGAUUAUAAAUUUAAUAAAAAUUGGAGAAAAUAAAAAGAGAAUCUUAAAUUGAGACCACAUUGGAAAUGAGAGAAUCUAAUUUACCUUAAUUUGGUCAAUAAGAUAACUCUGAAUUAUAAUAGCCUAAGAAAUAGUACUCUGUUUCAUAAAUUUCAGAAUAAGAUGACUCUAAAAGUUCUUCUCAUGAUUCUAAAAAUGAGUUUAAUGAUCAUGAAUAAUUUUUUGAGGCAAAAAUUAUUUCUAGUAAAUCAAGUCUUUAUCUUAAUGAUAAGAUUGAGAUAAUAGAAAAGUAAUAAUAAACUUCAUAAUAUUUUGAAACUAUUUUAUAAGAUAGAGAACCUAAACCCAGAAAGAUAUCAGUAAGUAUGAUUUAGACGAGAUUAAAUUAAUAAAUUUAAUAAUAAUUAUCAUCUAAUUAGAGAGACUCUCUAUUAACUUUUGGAGGAAGAUCUUCAGUUUAUUCAUCAAUGAGAGUUUCUUCUGUAAAUUUAGGUCCUAAUGAAUUAUUAGAUUGUUUUGAAAAAAUGGAAAAAAUUAAAAAUUAGUAAUUUAUUUAUAAUUGCUAAGUAAAUAUAAUUAUUUAAUUUUUUAAGUGUCCAAAAAUAUUGAUUUGUGAGCAAAAUGAUUUUGAUUUAUAUGCAAUAUCUCAUUAAUUGAGCAAUUUGAAAAUACCAUACAUAUAUACAAUGUAAAGAAUUCACAUAGUUGAUUUAUUAAGAAAGUAAUUUAGUUAGUUUAAAACUUGUUGUAAAGGUUAUCAUAUAGUUUUUAUUGGAGUUGAAUAUGUCAAUGAAUAAUUAAUAGCUGAUUGUUAGAAAAUUAAGAGUGUUCUUGAAGAAUUUUAAAAGGACACUAAUCUAAUUGGAUUAAUAGGAUUUUAGGGAGAAGAUUUUAAAACAACCAUUAAAAAGUUGCCUUUCCAUGACUGCUUAUCAAAACCAAUUAUGAUUGAUGCUUUACUAUUUAUUAUGGCCAAAUGGGUUAGAUUAUGA